Messenger RNA from Melanaphis sacchari, 1418 nucleotides. It is a transcript of the gene Hibch, whose product is annotated as 3-hydroxyisobutyryl-CoA hydrolase, mitochondrial. Gene Ontology annotation, biological process: L-valine catabolic process. The coding region runs from base 108 to 1238 and encodes 376 amino acids. Gene Ontology annotation, cellular component: mitochondrion. Gene Ontology annotation, molecular function: 3-hydroxyisobutyryl-CoA hydrolase activity. The record is from RefSeq and is a predicted model, not a curated record. The transcript is spliced from 3 exons. Lineage: Eukaryota; Metazoa; Arthropoda; Insecta; Hemiptera; Aphididae.
CCAAAAAAUUAUAAUUAACCUCGUUUUAUUGUUAUAUUAUAUCACAUACUUAAUUUUAUUCAAAUUUUACUAAUUUCAUUAAUCAUAGUAGAUAUUCGAACAAAACGAUGAUUUGUUCGACGGGCCGCCUCAGGUUUUCGAAAAGUUUGUUAGCGUUUAGACGAAAUCUUUCGACCGCCACCAUGGAGGACGACGUGCUCUUCGAAGUCAAAAACGACGUGGGCAUCAUCACGUUGAACAGACCGAAAGCGUUGAACUCCCUCAACUUAUCGAUGGUGGACAAGAUCAGACCGAAACUGAAGGAGUACGAAUCGCAGGUACGGAUGGUGAUCGUCCAGGGUGCCGGCGGCAAGGCGUUUUGCGCGGGCGGCGACGUGAAGUCUAUCACCGUGAACGGGGUGGGCGCCACGUCGAUCGAAUUGGGCAAAAACUUCUUCCGGAGCGAAUACUCGAUGAACAGCAUGAUCGGUAAGUACAAGAUCCCGUACGUGUCGCUGAUCGACGGCAUCACGAUGGGCGGCGGCGUUGGCAUUUCCGUGCACGGCAAGUACAGGGUGGCCACCGAGAGGACGUUGUUCGCCAUGCCGGAGACCGCCAUCGGGUUGUUCUGCGACGUGGGCGGCAGUCACAUACUGUCCAGGCUGGAUAGGCACAUGGGCAUCAUGUUGGGCUUGACCGGGUGCAGGCUCUUGGGCAGUGACGUCGCCAAGGUCGGCAUUGCCACGCAUUACGUGCACAGUUCGAAGCUGGACGGUCUCCGGGCCAAGCUGAUCGAAGACGUCCGGGACCCGGGCAUCGUACUCGCGGAAAACGCGGAAGACUUGAGCGGCGUGAAGUUCACCAUGGCACCGUUCGUGGAGAAAAUCGAUUCGAUAUUUUCCCAUGAGCGAGUCGAAGCGAUUGUCGACGCGCUGAAAACGGACGGUUCGAAGUGGGCGCAGGGGAUGCUCAAAACGCUCAACGAAGUCAGUCCCACGGGAUUGAAAAUCACGCGAAAGGAGAUUUUGAAAGGGAAAAACCUCAGUUUAGACGAAUGUCUGAUAAUGGAACACCGAUUGGCGUACAGGAGCGUUGAAGCCAAAUAUUCCGAAGACUUUUUCGAAGGAGUCCGAGCACUGUUAAUCGAUAAAGACAAGAAACCAAAGUGGUGUCCAGCUUCAUUGGAAGACGUGAAAGAUGAAAUUAUUGACAAAUAUUUUGAACCAUUACCAAAAGAUGAGGAGCUACAAUUCAUAUAGAUAUUACAAUUUUAAUUUACUUAAUACAGUUAUUUUUAUAUAUAUAUUUAAGUACACACACGAAUUAAAGUAUAAUUUUUUUAAUUCAAAAAUUGUAUGUUCAGUAGUUUUGUUGGUAUGCUUAUUGGGACAAAUUUAAUACAGAUUAAACCUAAGAUAUACAAUAUAUAUACAUAUUAU